GCUGGCUGAGAUAACUUCGCUCCAACAACGCCCAUUUUGCUUGAAAACUUGCUCCGAAGUCAAAGCUGUACAUUUUUGCCAUGUCUUUCCUGAAAUCGUUGAAAAUCAACGACCCAGAAAAACUCAAGGAUCCAGAUUUCGUUUCUUCACUGAAUCAAAAGGAAGUAAUUUCCAAGCUGUUACUUGCGGUAUUUUCGCUUCAAGGCCAGGUUGAAGAGUUGAACGAGAAACUCGAAAAAUAUGAGAACUUGGAUAGACUCUUGAACGGGGAGGAUCUGUCAGAACUACCAGUUCCAGACCCUAAAAAGGAAAGUCUUGUUGUCGAAAAAGUGUCCAGAACCCCUUCCGACGACAGCAUACCCAUAGGAUUCACGCCCCUCUACUCGACACCGGCCCUAUCUGAGUCGGAGAUCAUGGAAAAACCAGCAAAAAGAAAUGUUGUGAUGAAGCCAUGGCCAGAAGUAUCGCUCAACCAGUUGGCACAAAGGUUCAAGAUUCCUCGAGAACAGCUUAUACAAGCUAACAAGACGCUAAACAAGGAUAGAAAGGGACAUCUGCGCCCACUGAAGCCCAACGUCGAGACUGAAACGCUGUCGCCUCGUGACUCAAAAGAGUCCACUCCUCAACCUACUAAGCUGACUAAACCAGCAAAGAGGAAAUUUGACCAAGUCAUUGAUUCGCCGAGCUCUAAUGAGGCGAACUCUUCCAAUUGUUCGGACCCUACAAGCGAAACAACUUCGACGACAACGAAAAAGCCCUUGAAAUACACAAUCACCAGCCUUGGAUUCUACAAAUGUGACGCGUGCUUGGACGAUGAGACCUACUCAAGUUACCCAGCCUUGUGCGAACAUAAAAAGAGCAGUCACCCUGACGAGUUUGCAAGCAUCAAGCUGGAAAAGUCAAGCUGAAGAAAUUGAUUCUACUCUUACACACAAAACUAAUAUAACAAAGCGACAAAAAACAGGCAGAGAACCGCGAUUUAUCAGAAUUUGGUCACAAGUUCGUCAGUCUAUUCGCUCAUAAGGAGUUGCUGUUGCUGCUGCUGCUUUUCCUUCUUCUUCUUCUUCUUCUCCUUCUUCUUCUCGUGGUCGCUCUUCUUCAGGCUAGAAGGGGUAGGAGCAGUCUCCGGUUUCUUAGGAGCAGUAUAUGCAGCGCCGGUUUCCUUUGCCAGAAGAUAUUUCUUGUUUUCCUCCUCAUACAUGGCUUUCUGCUCUUCAUACAGCUCCUUCCAUUUGGCUUUCUCGCUUUCACUGAGCUCCUUCCACCUCCUGGAUGUCUCCUGAGCGAUCUCAGGUUGUGAGAGGCUGCUUUCGCCCGAGAGCAUUCUCUCCUUGACGAUAAUAUCUCUCAUGGCGUUUGAGUACAAAAAGAACGAAGUCAAAGGUUUCUUUGGAGCAUUGGGGUCCUUAGGGGCUCUUUUCUUCUUCUUGUCCUCCUUUUUGUCGUGGUGUCCCAUGUUCGCAAGCAUAGGGACCGAGUCAUGCCCCACGAUGGGAACCAUCAGGUCUUCGAACAACGACCGGUCAGUGUUGUUGUUUUCCAACGCGUUGAAGAACAGGAACGUGGCUUUCGACGCAUCACUGGCUGCCUUUGACAGCUCCACGAGAGCAGACACAAGCUAUUUUGUUAGAGACGCGUUAUUUCAUGCGUGCACCUACCGCAUCUUUAGCACUUUUGACCUCGUCAGUCAUUUUUCGGUUAUCGUGGUGAAAAUAAAAAGAGCGGCGGAAAAUCUGCUGCACCAGGCUGCCCCCUCUGGCCGGCCGCAAAUUCGCGCACACCAGGGACCGAACACGCUAAAAAAAAAUAUUGUAGGUUACAAAUAAAUAAAUAAAUAAAAAAUAAAUAGACAUUUUAC
This is a messenger RNA of Ogataea polymorpha, 1858 nucleotides long. RefSeq lists its product as uncharacterized. The record is from RefSeq and is a predicted model, not a curated record. The coding region runs from base 81 to 908 and encodes 275 amino acids. Lineage: Eukaryota; Fungi; Ascomycota; Pichiomycetes; Pichiales; Pichiaceae. The transcript has a single exon.